AUGUUUUAAAAAAUUAUAAUAUGCGUACCAAUUGUCAUUAAAUUAUCAGUUAUAAUAGUUAUUAUAUUUUAUAUUUAUUCUGCUAUAGGAGUUGAAUUAUUUACUACUUUAAAACCUAUUGAAUAUAAUAAAACAGGUUUAUAUGGAUUUUCUAUGUGUUCAACAAAAUAUGUUUAAAAAAAUAAAAUUAAAGAUUCUACAUAAUGCAAUUAUGCUGAUUUUAAUAGUUUUUUAGGAUCAAUGCUUGUUUUACUUUAGGUUUGUACUGCUGCUGGUUGGAGUAAUAUCGUAUUCGAUUAUGGUUAUAAAUUCGAUAGUUUAUUAAAUAGUAUUUUAUUUUUCAAUUCUUUUCAUUUCAUAGCUGUUUUUAUGCUGUCUCUUAUCGGAGGUAUUAUUUGGGAAGUUUUUACUGUAGUUGAAAAAAUAAUGGAAGAUAUUCAAGCUGUUGAGGAGUAGUAAGAACUUUUAAAUUCUAUUGAAUAAUAAUAAUAAUUAUUAUAAAGUAUAAAUUUCGAGACUAAUUAAAAUAAGUAUAUCGAUAUUGUUUAUACUAUAGCAUUUUUGGAGAAAAAGAACUAUAAUUAUUUGAGAAGAUUUUCGAUUUAAAAAAAAGGAGAAGAUGAUGAUAGUGAGGAGAGUGAUGAAAGUGAAGAAAGUAAAGAAAGUAAAGAACAACUACAAUUUAAAUACCAUUUAGGAAUAGAACGAGAAUUUAAACUUCAAUAAUAAUAAACAAUGUUAAAUAAAAUGACUUAAAAUAAAAAUAAUUAAAACAAUUAAAAUUAAUGUGAAACACCUAAAGAUCUAUUUAUAAAGAAAAAAAAGUGA
Molecule: messenger RNA, 828 nt
Organism: Ichthyophthirius multifiliis
Lineage: Eukaryota; Ciliophora; Oligohymenophorea; Hymenostomatida
Exons: 5
Biological process (GO): monoatomic ion transport; transmembrane transport
Cellular component (GO): membrane
Molecular function (GO): monoatomic ion channel activity
Source: RefSeq, a predicted model, not a curated record